Molecule: messenger RNA, 1065 nt
Organism: Chlorella variabilis
Lineage: Eukaryota; Viridiplantae; Chlorophyta; Trebouxiophyceae; Chlorellales; Chlorellaceae
Exons: 7
Coding region: 1-1065 (354 amino acids)
Molecular function (GO): S-adenosylmethionine-dependent methyltransferase activity
Source: RefSeq, a predicted model, not a curated record
AUGAAGAAGGAACAGCCGGCUGCUAAUAAGCUCAGAGUCGGCGCCUGGCUUGCGCAAGUCGUUGCCACGGUUUUCGUUGCCACGGUGCUUUACCAGUGCGGCCGGCGAGCGGGAGCGGCAAAUGCUAUAGCCGCGGCAGCGGCGCCGCCACACCUCGCUGGCGGCGUGGCGGGCGCCGGCGCUGGCGCGUUCCCUUCUGGUCAGGUGGACGUGUUCUUCGAUAUUGCAGCCUACUUGAAUCAAACAGGACGUGUAUCAAAGUGGGCGCCACAGCGCCGGCCCGGCUUCAAGGGCAGCACCAGCCCCAAGCAGGCACUGUAUGACAAAAUGUGGACAGGGAAGACCGCAUACAGGCGCAACCAGUGCUGGGGCUGCAGAUUUGCAUCAGACAUUGUGUCCAAGCUGCAGUUCGAUACCGUGCUGGAUGCGGGCACAGGCAAUGGCCAGAUGGUACGGUGGAUGCGCAUGCAUGGCAAGGCUGCCUUUGGCAUCGAGCUGUCGCCGGCGGUGCUGCAGCGGGAUGCUCCUGAUUUGCUGAAGGCCGGGCUUGCAGAACAGGGGAGCCUGACAGACUUGCCCUACCUGGACAAACAGUUCGACCUGGUGGUGAGCAAUGACGUCCUGGAGCACAUUCUUCCUGAGCAGGCAGAUGCGGUGGUCAAGGAGCUGGUGCGUGUGGCCAAGCGCCACAUCAUCGUCACCAUCUCGCUCAAGUCGCAUGGCAAUGAGGAGCUGCACACGCUGCUGCGGCCGCGGCACUGGUGGGAGUUCAAAUUUCAGCAGUAUGGCGCACGCCCCAACCGUGCCAUGGUGUGGGCGCUGCAGCAGAAGGAGAUUAGGUUUUCACGGGAGCAGGGCGAGCUCAGCACAUGCCGCAUGGAAGGCUCUGACAAGCAAGGCGGCAAGUUUGAGGUCUGCUUGAUCAAGAUGCCAUGGCUGGUUGGCAUCCCAGGCAUGGAGGUCCGACAGAUCCGCACCAUCACUACCAGCAAUGCCGAGGUGGAGCCAUGGUUUUUUGCGUUCACGGUGGGAGGAGAUGGAGAUGGCCAGCCUCACACACAAUGA